This is a messenger RNA of Rhopilema esculentum, 836 nucleotides long. Its product is annotated as transmembrane protein 18. Lineage: Eukaryota; Metazoa; Cnidaria; Scyphozoa; Rhizostomeae; Rhizostomatidae. The record is from RefSeq and is a predicted model, not a curated record.
CCUCGGUUACAAGGGAAGCCUCUUUUAUCAAUUCUGUCAAUGGAGGAUCAUUCCACGCGAAGUUUACGAAAAUUUUCCAACACGAAAGAUGGGCUUAGAGGAUGGGACAUUCUGGAUUAAGGAAAAACAAAUAACUGACUUAUGGGAUUUUAUAUCAGUGAUUAACUGGAGAGAGAAUUGGUUGCUUGCUUUACUUGUGUUCCAUUUUAUCUGUUUGAUUGGAAUAUUAUGCACAAGAAAACAUACAAAUAUUCAACUAGCAAUUUUUUGUUGCUUGUGUGCUUUAGCUUUAUCAUCUCAGAAAAUAAAUGAACUAGCUGCAAAAUACUGGAAAGCUUUUGCCAAGGAGCAAUACUUUGAUUCUCAUGGCCUUUUCAUAAUGGUGACAUUCUCAGGACCAAUAAUGUUCAAUUGUCUUGUUCUAGUGAUUAUUUGGCUUCUUGAAGCUGGAAAACUUUUGAUAAAAACCAAGAGAAGGCAGCUAUUAAUAGUCAAAGAUGCUCCAAAUGAAAAAUUAAGGGAAAAGGACAAAGAUGAUUAGUGUUACGACUUUUAAUUAUUUAUAACUAUAAUUGUUAUUUGUAGAAAGAUGAUUAUAUUUAUUUAGGUAACUUUUGAACAAAUAGUUGAAUUAAACCAUAUUGUAGUAUUUUGCUUUGUGUGUGUCUUUUGCCUGGCUUGGUCUCUCCCCUGAUGUUAAAAGACUGCACAUGUGAUGGUAGAAGAAAUUUUUUACUGUCUGUGUGCUUAAGGCCAUCCUAAAGCUUAGAUUCCAGAAUAAGGAUAUUCAGCAAAAAUGGGGCCAGUGGGUACAUGAGGUAAGGGGUUCGUGCCCC